AUGGCAUCAUACCUCUCAAGCAUCAUUGUGCUCUGGUUUCCCUUUUCUCAGUUUAUGUUAUGCCUGGAGCACGAGUACGGAGCGUUCUUCUUGAAGGGCAGGGCCUCCACACUCGAGAUAUUCCGCACUAAAGAUGAGGACUCCAUCAUAAAUGGGAGCAAGCCCACAAAGCCUUUCUUCCGUCUGCGUCACGGGGAAUCAGCAGAGUUUGAUGUCAUUUUCAAACCCACCCUGGCUCAACGUCUGGAAGGGGAGAUUCGUCUGUUGUUGGCGGACGCCUGCUCUAACAAGAUCCUAGUAGAGCUGGUGGGUGAAGGCCACAGAGACAGAUUCUACUUCAGAGGACUAAAGGAAGACACAGAGGAAAGGGAUGCUAAGAGCAGCCUGAAUAAAGAUAUCAUUGAUGCUAUCAGAGUGAAUCACAUGGACUUUGGGCACUGUCCUGUCGGGAAGUGCUGCCACAGGACCUUCUCCAUCAGGAACCGCACCCAGCACCAGUUCCUGCGCUUUGAAUGGGAGGCAGACGGCCCAUUCCACAUCUCCCCCAAGGUGGGACACCUCCGUCCUCGCCGUUCCAAGAAGAUCAGAGUGUCCUUCAAAUCAAAUGUCCCAGUCACCUACAGGAGGCACCUUGUGAAAUGUAAGGUGACCAAGAUCGAGUUUCAGCUGCCACCAAGGAAGGUUCCGGACUGGGAUGACCGAAACUGCAUUGUCACGUGGAAGAGUACCCCCACGAAAGACCCAGGAGACAAAUUCUAUAAAAUGCAGAAGAUGGUUGAGCCAGUCCCAGAAACGGAUCACAUUGAGGUGGAGGGUAGCAGCCAGGAGGCCGAGGUGUGCUUCAGUGCUUCUGUGGCCUACACCCAGCUGAAGACGAACACCAUCGUGGUUCAGUUCAAGGACACCUUGCCCUUCCAGACAAGGACAGCCACUUUCAGAAUUCACAACACAGGGAAGGUACCUCUGGAAUACUACUGGGAGGAACCUACAGCUAGUAAACCAGUGAAGAAGGGAUACUCAGUCGCUCUGAUGCGUCGGUUCCUCUCCUCUAAAAUUGUAAAGCAUCGCAGAAAGCUGCUGCGUCGUUACUGGCGGCGGCUGGCCCGUCCUCCUAAAGUGCGGCAGUGGCCUGACAAGAAGCAGCAGCAUUCCAAGUGGUGGCAGCAGCUGCAGGAUCAGCAGCAGGAUUCCAAGCAGCAGCAACCUUCUAAGCAGCAGCAGCUUUCUGAGAAGGAGCAGCUGGAUUCCAAGCAGAAGAAGAGUUCCAAGAAGCAGAGCCGCUCCAAGGAACAGCAGCAGCCUGAGGAGCAGCAGCCUGAGCAGCAGCAGCCUGAGCAGCAGCAGCCCGAGGAGCAGCAGCCCGAGGAGCAGCAGCCCGAGCAGCCAGCCCCUUCCAAGAAGAAGAAAAAGACAAAGCAUGUCUCUCUGCAGCAUAGCAGUUCCUCCAUGGAAAUCUUCCCAGAUCUGACCGAUGAAACACCGGCAGCACUGUUCUCCAUCGACCCCUACCGCGGCACCCUCGCUCCUGGCCAGAUGCAGACCUUCCACGUGCGCUUCUCCCCGAAGGCUGUGGGCAGGUUUAAGACCAUCAUGGUGUGCAGGAUUCCUAAGCUGAGGCCAAGUCAGAAGAAGGUGCGGCUGAUUUUGAGAGGCAGGGCCCGGGACAAGAAGAAGAUGAGGUUUGGUAAACCCAAACGCUCGGCGUUACGGCAGGCAGAGGAGAGCCCGAAGCCCAAGAAGAGGGUGCACUGGAAACUGCCCCCUGAGUGAGAGCGUUUGUGUCAGCUGGAGCCUCCACAGGAGCCAGCAGCACCGUGCCUUCUGCUGCUGGUGGUCUCCCACCCUUCACCAGAGACCUCCGCAGCUACCCUUCCAGUGAACACC
Messenger RNA from Melospiza melodia melodia, 1884 nucleotides. RefSeq names its product hydrocephalus-inducing protein homolog. Bases 1 to 1770 code for a protein of 589 amino acids. The transcript is spliced from 10 exons. NCBI's taxonomy places the organism in Eukaryota, Metazoa, Chordata, Aves, Passeriformes, Passerellidae. Gene Ontology annotation, cellular component: axoneme. The record is from RefSeq and is a predicted model, not a curated record. Gene Ontology annotation, biological process: cilium movement; axonemal central apparatus assembly.